CCAAUGAGUUAGGCACUUUUGCCACGUGUCGCUACACAACGCCACACUCUACUUCAAACCAUGUUUCAGCUUUGUGGAAUGCUGCACGCAUGGUCAUCCCAUCCCAUCCACAAUUACAGAUCACUGCAAGCAACUUGCAAGUAGCAUAGGUGGUCGCGGAUGUCAUUCAAAUAACUGAUAUUCUUCUUCUUGUGUGUCGAGUCGCUCGCUCUCCUGUGUCCCCCCUCCUUUGGUGUCUCUUUUGCCCCUUGUCGUCACCUGGCUACCGUCAUCGCUCGCUCCCAAACGAAAUUCUUGGAUCAUCAAUACGUUUUGUCUCCGCUGUCUCACAUCCAUGACACACCUCUUGUCUCAAACUUCUGAACCCAUCGCUCAUCCCACUCCGUGAAGUCAUCUUCUGACACGGCAGCAGCAGUACAGUGGCCUUGAUCAGGAUGCAAGGCCAAGGAACGGCACAGCCUCUAGGCAUCCCAUCCCAUCACUAUCCCUCCACCGCAUCAUCCGAUCCGGCUUCUCAACCUUCUUACGAUCAAUCAUACCCUCACGCCUCUUCAUUGUCCUCCGGGACACUCCUUCUUGAACCUUCAAGCUCCAGCCACCCCCGAUCAGACGGUCUCACCACUGCGCAAAGGGUGAAAGAAGGGUAUCGUCAAUCGCUUCCAGCAGGGCCGCCGCUGCCCAUCUCUAGGUCUACACACUUCCCAGAAUAUACAGCAAGCACACCGUCAGGUCAGAUGUCCGCCCUGCCCAAUGCCAGGCCUUACCAUGGCGCUGGCCCUCAAGGUUACACUGAAGAGUUGAAUUCGAACGCUCAUUACGAUCAAAGGCGCGACCAAGGGUACCCCGACGAUGAGUCAUACCGAGACAGCGAUCAGAUUCAUCGAAGGACAUCCAUGUCUAUCGGACCCUGGGAUUCAGCCUCUCAACGAUCUGAGGUGGCUUCUUCGGUCCACCAUAUGACACUACCUGCACCGACCACCGUCCCGCUCUCCGGCGCACCAUCCCACCUCAAGAACAAGGGGUCUUUUGCACCUUCGAUGGGUGGUUUGAGCUACAUCGAUGAGGAAGGCCAGUACUAUCGCUCGGACUCAAAGAGGCCAGCUUCGAUGUUGUUGUCCAAUACGAACAAGGCGGAUGACUUGGAGAUGCGAGGACUGGUUCGUGGAGCAGGACCCAUGGGAGAGUACGAAGACGGUAUGGGUGGACGCAAAGUCCAUUUUCCACACUAUGACGGGUCGCCCAUGCCAUACGUCCCCUUUGACGCAUCAGGCACAGAUCAAUGGAAGGAACCAGGUGGGCUCUACGAGACCCUACUCUUCUCCCUUGGCUUGGAUAGACUGUUGGCACUGUUUGGAAAACGAGUGGGCAAGUUCCCACUGGAACAGGCUAUCGAACGAAAGAGAAGAGGUCUAGGCGGGCAACGGUGGCCGGUAGCGACCUACACCCUCACUAUUAUCAUGACGGGCUUGAUGAUCUACGAGUUGGUCAGGAACAACAGUCUGACUGGAUCACCUAUCGCUACCAAGCCGAAUUUCAACUACAUGAUUGGGCCUACCCCAGAAGUACUUAUCAAUAUCGGAGCGAGAUUCCCGCCGUGUAUGAAGCUGGUCCCGGAUAUCCCACCGGACUUUCAGCUCCCGUGUUUGAGUGAUACAGCCGACCCUCCAACAACGAGCUGUACCGUCGAGGAAAUCUGUGGACAUGGUGGCUUUGGAGGCCAGACCCCAGAUCAAUCAUGGCGUUUCGUUCUUCCUAUCUUCCUCCACGUUGGUAUCAUCCACCUCCUGGUCAACAUGCUCGGUCAAGUCAUCGUUGGGUCUCUGAUCGAGCGUGAAAUGGGAACCGUACCAUUCCUCAUCGUCUACGUUGCAGGGGGAAUAUACGGCUUCAUACUUGGAGGCAAUUUUGUCAGGACGGGUAUACCCUCCCUCGGCGCCAGUGGUGCAUUGUUCGCCAUCCAAGGGUGCAUUGUGGUGGAUCUCGCCAUGCACUGGAAGUAUGAAGAGCGACCCAAGCUCAAGGCGUUCUUACUCUUCAUCGAGUUUGCCAUAGGUGUUGCGAUCGGAUACAUCCCAUACGCAGUCGAUGGACUGGCACACUUGGGCGGCUUCGCCAUGGGCAUCCUGGCGGGAACGGUGCUAUACCCUUCUAUCAGCGAGACGAAACGACAUCGGUACAUUAUCUGGUCCGCGAGGGUCGUGGCGAUAGUCUUGAUCAUCCUUGCCUUCGUUCUGACGACGAAGAACUUUUACACGACAGAUCCCAAUGCUGCUUGCAGAUGGUGUCGAUUCUUAUCUUGCAUACCUACUUCGGCCAAUAACCAAUGUACAGGUACAGGGCUGACGACGAUCUCGAGUGCGGAUGUGCCUACUCGGCGGGGCUGGAUGGAGCUAUGAUGAGAGACAAUGUGUGUAGCUACAGUAUAUGCUUUGAUGCCUUGAAACGAUUUGACGAGACACGACUUUACGGGCUGGGCUGCACAGUCUAUAUGAUGAUACAAUG
Messenger RNA from Kockovaella imperatae, 2502 nucleotides. RefSeq lists its product as hypothetical. Gene Ontology annotation, cellular component: membrane. The transcript is spliced from 10 exons. Gene Ontology annotation, biological process: proteolysis. NCBI's taxonomy places the organism in Eukaryota, Fungi, Basidiomycota, Tremellomycetes, Tremellales, Cuniculitremaceae. Bases 435 to 2396 code for a protein of 653 amino acids. Gene Ontology annotation, molecular function: serine-type endopeptidase activity. The record is from RefSeq and is a predicted model, not a curated record.